Messenger RNA from Gastrolobium bilobum, 1465 nucleotides. RefSeq names its product agamous-like MADS-box protein AGL30. The record is from RefSeq and is a predicted model, not a curated record. The transcript is spliced from 12 exons. Gene Ontology annotation, molecular function: protein dimerization activity; DNA-binding transcription factor activity, RNA polymerase II-specific; RNA polymerase II cis-regulatory region sequence-specific DNA binding. Lineage: Eukaryota; Viridiplantae; Streptophyta; Magnoliopsida; Fabales; Fabaceae. The coding region runs from base 50 to 1102 and encodes 350 amino acids. Gene Ontology annotation, biological process: regulation of transcription by RNA polymerase II.
GGUCGAGGUUGAGAGGGAACAACACAAGUCACAAAGUGAAGGAAAAUGGAUGGGCAGGGUAAAGCUAAAGAUAAAGAGGCUGGAGAAUACCAAUGGCCGCCAGGCAACAUAUGCUAAAAGGAAGAAUGGAAUCAUGAAAAAAGCUACUGAGUUAUCUAUACUUUGCGAUAUAGAUAUUAUACUUCUCAUGUUCUCACCAACUGGAAAGCCUUCAUUAUGCAGGGGGAGGCGCAGUAACUUCGAGGAGGUUAUUGCAAAGUUUGCUCAACUAACUCCACAGGAAAGGGCAAAAAGGAAGUUGGAAAGUCUUGAGGCACUAAAGAAAACAUUUAAGAAGUUAGAUCACGAUGUGAAUAUACAAGAAUUUCUGGGUACGAGUAGUCAAACUAUUGAGGACCUUAGUAAUCAAGCUAGGCUAUUACGGACUCAAAUUUCUGAAAUCCAUGAAAGAUUAAGUCAUUGGGCCGAGUUUGAUAAAAUAAGCAGUGUGGAGCAAUUGGGACAGAUGGAAAAUUCACUAAGGGAGUCAAUUAAUGAAAUUCGAACCCGUAAGGAAAAUACAAAAAAGCAACAACUUGUUUCGCUGCAAUGCAAUAACCAGUUCAAUGAAAUGAAUAUUCCCUUCAGAAUGAGUGCAGAGCAGCAUCUGCAACCUCUAGCAUGGAUUGCUAAUGGUGACAGCCAAAAUAUAGUUUUACCUGAGGACUCAAACAUAUUUCUCCACAAAGAUGUAGAGGGAUCAGCAAGUUCAUCUUUUGGGAGUUACGCUAGUUAUCUUGGCUCAAGUAGCAAAACCGAUAUUUCUAACUCCGGGCAAGAAAAUGGUGUCCUUAGUGACUUGAGCAGUACUGCUCCUAUGAGACUUCAAUUCAACGGGCAGUUUCCAUACAUGCCAUACAAUUUUAACUUAAUGAAUAAUUUGAAGUUCCAACCAGCUGCAGAGAUCAACCCACAUGAAAACCCUGUAGAUUAUCAUAUUAAUGGAAGCUUUGAAGCCCCUAGGCCGGGUUAUGACUCUAACCACCAUGGAUGGGCUUCCACAUCAGGACCUUGUGCUGUUACUAUGUUUGAUGAGCAUUUGUAUGCCCAGCAGCCAAACUAGUUCACUAUGGUUUUCGCCAUCCAUCUACUAAUGAGGUUGCUAGAGAACUUCAGUCACACUUGAGAAACUUAACAUUCUCGGUGAAUUUUACCACAGUGGAUGUGUUUUAUAUGCAAAUAUAGGAAGUAACCAGCCAAUUUUUUAUGUGACUUCAGUACAGCAGCUAAGCCUCCCUUGAUGCCGUUCAUUCACUGAUUGAGCUGAGUUAAGGAUGAGGCAGAGGAAUGUUACAUUAGAUCUUCUUAAUAAUUACCAUUAAUAGGUUCUUUGGGGUUGUUUCUGCUUCCACCUUGUCUCGGGUGUGAAGGUUACCGCCAGAAAGCAUGCUACAUUUCUUCUUCCUUACAUGGUUUAUAGUUGUAU